CUCGCCUGCUCCCUUCCUCACCCACUCCACUCCGCUCCGUCCCCGUCUCGACGAGCGCCUCGAUCCCCCGCCGAUCCCGAGGUCCCCGAAUGGCGACGCUCACCGUCCCCUCCGCCGUCCCGCCCGUCGCCGACGACUGCGAGCAGCUCCGCAAGGCCUUCCAAGGGUGGGGCACGAACGAGGCGCUCAUCAUCUCCAUCCUCGCCCACCGCGAGGCGGCGCAGCGCCGCGCCAUCCGCCGGGCCUACGCCGACACAUACGGCGAGGAGCUCCUCCGCAGCAUCACUGACGAGAUCUCCGGCGACUUCGAGAGGGCCGUGAUCCUGUGGACGCUGGACCCGGCGGAGCGCGACGCGGUGCUCGCCAACGAGGUCGCCAGGAAGUGGCACCCCGGGAACCGCGUGCUGGUGGAGAUCGCGUGCACGCGCGGCUCCGCGCAGCUCUUCGCGGUCAGGCAGGCCUACCACGAGCGCUUCAAGCGCUCGCUCGAGGAGGAUGUCGCGGCGCACGUCACUGGUGACUUCCGCAAGCUUUUGGUGCCACUUGUAAGUGCUUACCGUUUCGAGGGACCAGAGGUCAACACAAAGUUGGCACAAUCAGAAGCCAAAAUACUGCAUGAGAAGAUCCAGCAUAAGGCUUAUGCUGAUGAUGAGAUCAUCAGAAUUCUCACCACUAGGAGCAAGGCUCAGUUGCUUGCAACAUUCAAUCGUUACAAUGAUGAAUAUGGUCACCCAAUCAACAAGGAUCUCAAGGCUGAUCCGAAGGACGAGUUCCUUGCCACGCUGCGUGCAGUCAUCCGCUGCUUCAGUUGCCCUGACAGGUACUUUGAGAAAGUUAUCAGGUUGGCCAUCGCAGGGAUGGGAACAGACGAGAACUCCCUUACCAGGAUCAUUACCACUCGUGCCGAGGUGGACCUGAAGCUGAUCAAGGAAGCGUACCAGAAGAGAAACAGUGUCCCGCUGGAGCGCGCGGUCGCAGGGGACACAUCUGGGGACUACGAGAGGAUGCUUCUUGCUCUUCUGGGUCAGGAGUGAGUGUGCCCAUGCCUAUCUGUCCAGCUACACCCUUAAUGUGGUCAUAUCAUAUCGUACUCAUAUCAGAGAAUAAACCUGUUUUGCUGGACCGUAUACGUGCUGAAUAUGUGGUUGUUGGUCCUGUACUGUUACGGUUACUGUAACGAUGAAAUAAAUCAUAGUUCCAUGGUUCAUGCAUGCAUGUGACGUCGUUUGCUUACCAA
This is a messenger RNA of Oryza brachyantha (malo sina), 1237 nucleotides long. Its product is annotated as annexin D1-like. Bases 90 to 1034 code for a protein of 314 amino acids. The record is from RefSeq and is a predicted model, not a curated record. Gene Ontology annotation, cellular component: cytoplasm. NCBI's taxonomy places the organism in Eukaryota, Viridiplantae, Streptophyta, Magnoliopsida, Poales, Poaceae. The transcript has 5 exons. Gene Ontology annotation, molecular function: calcium-dependent phospholipid binding; calcium ion binding.